GUAACACAAGAAAAAGAAAGAAAAAAGAAAAACAAACAUGGGUGAAAUUUGGGAUCUAACUGGUUCAAAACUUGCAAGCAUAUUGUUUAUCUGGGCUAUGGUUCAAAAGUUUUGUCCAUAUCAAAUUCAUGAUUUCAUAAAAAAAAUCUCAAACAAAUUAGCCAGCUUGUUUGACCCUUAUGUUGAGGUUAGAUUCUUUGAGUACAUUGGUGAUUUCAAGAAAAUCAAUGAAGCUUUCUCUGUCAUUGAUCACUACUUAACAUCCAAAUCCACCAAUCAAUCAAAGAAACUCCAAGGUGAAUUUGUGAAAAAUUCUUUAGUUCUAAAGACAGAUGAAAGAGAAGAGUUUCAUGAUGAAUUUGAAGGCAUUAAGGUUGUUUGGAGUCUAAGAAAAAUAGUUUCCCAAACAAAAUCUGUUUCGUUCCGCCCUCCUAAGGACAAAAGAUAUUACAAUCUCAUGUUUCACCGCGGACAUCGUGAUUUUGUUACAAAAUCUUACCUUAACCAUGUUUUGGAACAAGGUAAGAACAUUGGUUUAAGUAAGAGGCAAAGAAAACUUUACACAAAUUGCAAAGCUAAAUGGAGUCGUGUGAUUUUUGAACAUCCAGCUUCUUUUGAAACAAUUGCAAUGGAUCCAAAAAGUAAGAAAGAGAUUGUUGAUGAUCUUAUUAGAUUCAGUAAGUCCAAAGAAUAUUAUGCAAGAAUUGGUAAACCUUGGAAGAGGGGCUAUUUGCUAUAUGGUCCUCCAGGAACAGGAAAAUCAUCAUUAGUAGCUGCUAUUGCAAAUUUUUUGAAGUAUGAUAUAUAUGACAUUGAGUUAACUAAUGUGAAAAUAAAUGCAGAGUUAAGGAAACUUUUGAUUGGAAUUACGAGUAAGUCGGUUGUUGUUAUUGAAGAUAUUGAUUGUUCGCUCGAUCUUACCGGUCAGAGGAAGACAAAUUUGGAGAAUGGUAAAGAAAAAGAGGUGAAGAAGGAUAUGAAUCAAGUUGUUGCUUCUCUGCAUGAGUUAAAAUCAGAAGCUGCAAUAGAGAACCAAAAAAUUAGUCAGGUAACACUUUCUGGAUUGUUGAAUUUCAUUGAUGGGAUUUGGUCAGCUAGUCCUGGGGAGAGAUUGAUUAUAUUUACUACUAACUAUGCCGAGAGACUCGAUCAUGCUCUAAUUCGUCGAGGACGAAUGGAUAUGCAUAUUGAAUUGUCUUAUUGUGGUUUUGAUGGAUUCAAAAUAUUGGCAAUGAAUUAUCUGAAUCUUGAAUCUCAUUUUUUGUUCGAGACGAUUCGGUCUUUGUUGGAAGAGACUAAUAUGAUACGAGCUGAUGUUGCUGAAAACUUGAUGCCUAAGGUAACUAAUGAAGAUGUUGAGACCUUAUUGGAGAGGUUGAUCCAAGCACUUAGAAGCCGUAAGGAAGAGGCAGAGAAAAAAGAAGGGACUAGUGGAGAGGACACAUCAAAGGAGGAGGCAAAAGAUGCUGAGGACAAGGAGUUCGAGGAAGAGAUUGAAAAUGUAAAGUCCUAGGCAAUGUAUGUCAAAUUGUAGUUUAUUGUUGGGUAUUUUUCAAUAUUGUCUUAAUUAUGAAUGAGUUAGUAUGAAUAUCUAUUUCUAUGCUUACAUUAGAGUCUUAUUUUACAUUAUUAUAGUUACAUUAAUAUGCUUAAUUUCAAACAGUGUUAUGUUGAAUCACAAACUCAACAUUUGUGCUCUAGGCAUAUGAUCAACAAUGUAAAAAUAUACAUAUUUUUAGUUUGUAAUAAAAGUUCAAGUUUUAUGUGUGAGCUUUUCUAUCAAAUGUUCUUUUUUCCGCUAGUGCAUGUUCUUUAUUGUCUAUAGUGCAUUCUAUUCUGCACUUGCUACUACUAAAUUAAGUUUUUUAUUCAAUAGACUACAGUAUGUGUAUCCAAGAGUAAGUGUAGAAACAAUUAUUCCAGUUAACAACUCAAUGUAGACAUUAAAUUUCAAUAACCUAACUGUCAAAACAAAAGUUCUUAUUGAGUACACAGUGAUGCAAUAGUUAGAUAUGAAUGGAUACAGGUGAUAACUAUUGUUAACUAAUGUUCUUACAUAUUUGACAUUUCCUUGUAUAAGCAAUGUUGAUAUACUACAUGUUAAAGAACAACAGCACAGUAAUUUAAGUCAAUAAAUACUAGUAACAUUGCAAGUGCAUGUGAAACUAUCUUGGCCGUACUCGUACCAUUUGAGUUCAAGUUUAUCAUCAUCAUAUGUAAUAGC
Molecule: messenger RNA, 2224 nt
Organism: Trifolium pratense (red clover)
Lineage: Eukaryota; Viridiplantae; Streptophyta; Magnoliopsida; Fabales; Fabaceae
Product: AAA-ATPase At3g28510-like
Exons: 1
Coding region: 38-1513 (491 amino acids)
Molecular function (GO): ATP binding; ATP hydrolysis activity
Source: RefSeq, a predicted model, not a curated record